This is a messenger RNA of Staurois parvus, 279 nucleotides long. The record is from the annotation of a GenBank genome assembly. Lineage: Eukaryota; Metazoa; Chordata; Amphibia; Anura; Ranidae.
AUCGCCACUUUCCAGAUAUAUGGUAUAUUAUACAGGAGUGACAUCACCGCUCUCCAUCACCACUCACCAGAUAUAAGUUAUAUUAUACAGGAGCAGGGGCGGACUGACAACUCAUGGGGCCCCCGGGCAAUAGGGGAUCAUGGGGCCCCUGUGUCCUUGCCCACACUCAAAAAAGCCUAUAAAAAAGGUACCAGGGGCAUCUCAUGGGGCCCCCUACUGACCCCGGGCCCUCGGGCAGUGCCCGAGUUCCCAAAUGGUCAGUCCACCCUGGUAGCCAGU